CGGCGGCUGGUGGCAGCAGCUGCUCCGUGAGAGCCUGGGACCCGCCACCAUGUCGGGAGGAGGCAGCGCCGGGGAGUGGUGCCUGAUGGAGAGCGACCCGGGCGUCUUCACUGAGCUCAUCAAGGGCUUUGGUUGCAGGGGAGCACAAGUUGAAGAAAUAUGGAGUCUGGAGCCAGAGAACUUUGAAAAAUUAAAACCCGUUCAUGGGCUGAUCUUCCUCUUCAAGUGGCAGCCGGGAGAAGAGCCAGCGGGCUCUGUUGUUCAGGAUUCCAGACUAGACACACUAUUUUUUGCUAAACAGGUAAUAAACAAUGCUUGUGCUACUCAAGCCAUAGUAAGUGUGCUGUUAAACUGUAUCCAUCAAGAUAUCCAUCUAGGAGAGACACUAGCAGAAUUUAAAGAAUUUUCACAAAGUUUUGAUGCUGCGAUGAAAGGUUUGGCACUAAGCAACUCUGAAGUGAUUCGGCAGGUUCACAACAGUUUUGCCAGACAACAAAUGUUUGAGUUUGAUGCAAAGUCAUCAGCAAAAGAAGAAGAUGCAUUUCACUUUGUAAGCUAUGUUCCUGUUAAUGGAAGGCUAUAUGAACUAGAUGGACUAAGGGAAGGACCAAUUGAUUUAGGUGCCUGUAAUCAAGAUGAUUGGAUCAGUGCUGUCAGGCCUGUCAUAGAGAAACGAAUACAAAAAUACAGUGAAGGGGAGAUAAGAUUUAACCUUAUGGCCAUUGUGUCUGACAGAAAAAUGAUAUAUGAGCAAAAGAUAGCAGAACUACAGCAGCAACUUUCAGAGGAAGAGCCAAUGGAUACAGACGAGAGUGGUAAUAUGUUAAGUUCUAUUCAGUCAGAAGUUGCAAAAUAUCAGAUGUUAAUUGAAGAAGAGAACCAAAAACUAAAAAGAUACAAGAUUGAAAAUAUUAGAAGAAAACAUAACUACCUGCCUUUCAUCAUGGAAUUGUUAAAAACUUUAGCAGAACACCAACAGUUAAUACCACUGGUAGAGAAGGUGCAAAUGUGAAGGAACUUCCUUACGGCAAAAGAAAAACAGAAUGCCAAGAAAGCUCAGGAGGCCAAGUGAAGAUAAUUUUGGACGAAAAAUGUAUACAAUAAUGUGCUUCUGAUCUUGUUUUCAUGAAACAAGCCUACAAGACUUUUCCAUAAACUUUAAAUUUGUCCAGCGCACGUUUGGCAAUUCUAACAGUUUGUCUUGUAUCGUAUGUACGGGUCUAUAAAUCUCCUCCCCUUGCAUCAUGUGCAUGUAGUACCUACUAAGUAAUGUUUAGAGUCUCUUGAUCAAAUUCCAUUAUUUAACGGUUGUAUCUGAUCAAUUCCUCAUAGCUUAUUGGGAAGUAGAAUCGCCAUUGUUAUAGAUCUGAAAAUGUGCAAAUAAUGUACCCAAAUAUUUUAAGCUCUUCCUAAUGAAAAUAUUUACACCUUAUUCCAUGUUAAUGGACUUGGAUUUCUAAUGAUGCAGAGAAUGUGGGAAUUUUAAAAUAACAGUUUGACUUUCUCUGUUCAUCACCAUUAACAAUUGUUAUGGUCUCUGACUCUUCACCAACUUCCCCCGUGUCUUUGUUUUUAUGAACUUUGACUAAUUUUUUACAGAGUUGAAAAGUAUGAAUUUAGCUGUAAACCACUUGCAAAGACCAAUGUGUAAUCUCAAAAGAUCUGCAUUGCUUUAGUAGAAAAGAUAAUAAAUAUUCCCAUUUUUAUUUUGGCA
Dermochelys coriacea (leatherback sea turtle) is the source of this 1714-nucleotide messenger RNA. RefSeq names its product ubiquitin C-terminal hydrolase L5 (gene UCHL5). Gene Ontology annotation, cellular component: cytoplasm; Ino80 complex. Gene Ontology annotation, biological process: protein deubiquitination; ubiquitin-dependent protein catabolic process. Bases 50 to 1012 code for a protein of 320 amino acids. The transcript has 12 exons. NCBI's taxonomy places the organism in Eukaryota, Metazoa, Chordata, Testudines, Dermochelyidae. Gene Ontology annotation, molecular function: proteasome binding; cysteine-type deubiquitinase activity. The record is from RefSeq and is a predicted model, not a curated record.